UGUACACACACACAGACAUGUACAUACACACAGACAUAUACACACACACAGAAACAUGUACACACACGCACAGAAACACAUGUACACACACACACAUACAGACACAUACACAUGUACAUACACACAGACACAUGGACACAUGUACAUACAGACACAUGUACGUGCAUACACACAAACACACACACACAUGUACACGUACACACACACACACACAGCCCUAUAAAAAAUUGCAGUACUUCGUUGCUCACUCACAGAGCCGGGUACUGCACUCUAGGGGGAGGCAG
This is a messenger RNA of Staurois parvus, 284 nucleotides long. The record is from the annotation of a GenBank genome assembly. NCBI's taxonomy places the organism in Eukaryota, Metazoa, Chordata, Amphibia, Anura, Ranidae.